Molecule: messenger RNA, 1511 nt
Organism: Lottia gigantea (owl limpet)
Lineage: Eukaryota; Metazoa; Mollusca; Gastropoda; Lottiidae
Exons: 14
Coding region: 378-1511 (377 amino acids)
Biological process (GO): signal transduction
Molecular function (GO): SH3 domain binding
Source: RefSeq, a predicted model, not a curated record
CGAAUGUAUAGACUAGAUCAUACAAGACAGUGACAAUAUGUUGAGGGCUGUUCCAAGUGAUUUUGUUUUACCGGGAAAUCGUGUAUGACUAUGCAAUAAUGAGUUAUUGUUAGGAAAAGGAGGAUCAGAACUAUAUAAAUAGAUAAUUAGAAAUUACUAAUUAGUUGGUUUAACUUUCUUGGGUCGAAGAUUUCAUUGACUAUAGAAUACACAUGCGGAAGAAAAUUAGUUGAAUAUGAUAUUGUAACAUAUUAUUGUGUGUCCUAGUUUAAAAUAAUUGUGUGAAGUAACCGUAAAAAAUUACUGUUUAUGAUAGUUUUAAGAAGAUAUAUGCGCCUUGAAUCAACGAAUUAACGAGAUCUAAGAGCAGAGUAAGAAUGGCUGAAUAUGGCACAUAUCCCAUAUAUCCUCUAACAGGUAUAGAUUGUCAAUCAUUGUUAUCCCAACCCGAUAAACACCAAGUUAGUGGUUGGCUCAGAAAACGCAGUUUCAGAAAUAGAUUAAAGUUAUUUCAAUGGCCUCAAGUAUACGUCGUCCUCAGCCGCGGGUGUAUAUAUUAUUUUGGUAGUGAAACUUCUAAAAAAGCACAUUCAUUUCCCUUGUUUGGAUAUAACAGUAUUUUGAGGGAUAGUGAAAUGCAGGAUGCUUUGUGGGUUUUUAAAAUUAUUCAUACGCAUGCCGAAUACAAAACGUAUUACUUUUCAGCGUCAUCAGAAAAAGAAAUGAAGGAUUGGAUGAGAAAAAUCAAAUGUGAAAUGGAUCGUGCUAAUAACAAACCAGAAAAGAGAAAGAAAAGAGGAACUGGCGACGGAAUAGAUUUCGAUGAGGAAUCGUUGACGUAUCAAGAUAUCGAAGAAAAACUUUAUGAUGAUCCCGCUACACUCAUUUUACCAAAUAGUUAUAAAAGUAAACGUAACUCGGAACUUGAUUCUGAUGACGACAUGGAUGGCAGACCCCCAAUAGCACCACCAAUCCCACCUCGCCCGUCCGAUGAUGGAUCAACAAAAGGACAAAAAACAAGACGGAAGAAGUCUGGUGCAGCGUAUACAAAAACCGAGAUUAAAACUAAACCGGAUGUUAGGCAGGAUGCAGACACCAUCCGAGAAAGACGCACUCGAGGUGAUGGCGCAAGUGCAGUAGUUGAUACGCCUACAGAAGAAGAGUCUAUGACCCAAGAAGAAUAUUGGUCUUCAAUUUACUAUGACCCAUCAAAAGAUACACAAUCCAAUGAGACAGACAUAAUAAGAAAUAUAGCAGAAGAUGGCGUAUUUUUAGUUAAAAGAUGUAUUGAUGGCACGUUUACUUUGUGUUUUUAUGCUCAAAAUUUACCACGAAAAAUGAAAAUCCAAACAAAUGAUACUGGUCGGUAUUUUCUACAAGAACAAUCCUGUAUAGUUGACAGUAUAGAAGAAUUGGUAUACCAUUAUUAUGAAAAUAAUAUACCCAUAAAACAGUUCCACUCUAAACUAGAAACACCAUAUAAAUUACAUCCUAAAUAUAAACGAGUGUGA